UUGAUUUGAAUUAUUUUACCAGCACCCGGCAGAUCCUACUGCUUGUACUCGUAGAACCUGCUGGAUUGUCCCUUCUUGCUUCCUCUACUUUCUCUCGCUAUGACAUAGUUGACUUGUGGACGUUGUGGUUUAAACUAACUUGUACAGCUUCGAUUCGGUAACGGCGAGAAUGGACGGAGCUAGAGCUAGAGGCAUGGGUGGGUUGCCCCUGUAAAAUAUUUUUUUUGUCUGACGUUUCGCUGAGAAAGUGGGCCUGACGUCUGGCUGAUCAGCUGAGGUCAGUUUCUGGAGAAUGGGCAAGCGGUAUCACUGUGAUUUUUGCAAUAAGUCCUUCCAGGAUUCUCGUGCUGGAAGACUGAGACAUUUUCGGGGAACCCAACAUCAACGUUUGCGCCAGCAGCACUAUGAUAGUUUCAAGGAUCCGGCAGAGCUUGCUGCCAGUAGCAGGGAGCAGCCGAUGUGCAUUCAGUUUGCACGGAACGGCCAUUGUCCGUACGGCACUGCAUGCAAAUACUCGCACCGGAGUGCAGAGUCUGUAACAUUGGCACUGCCUUCUUACUGUUGCCAGUCAUCAGUUGAAGCCGUUAAUCUGGCUAAGGAUGCACAAGCGGAUUGCGAUCGGUGGCUUGAAAGCUGGAAGCAGCGGCAGCGAGAUCGACGCUCUGAAAGGAAAUCCAGAGUUGCUAAGUCGUCCCCAUCGCAACAGCCACCCUUGUCAGCACCGUCACCACCACCACCAACAGCUCCACCGGCUCAGCAACACCUAUCCAUUCUUCACUCUUUCUGUCAAUCAGCCAAUCAAGCGCUGCCAAUUUCGUUACUCCCAGGCGUGUCACAGCAGCAGCUUGCUCAGCACUUAUCACCCACUCAUGGCUGGGGAUAAACUUGUGGUGACUUGCGUACGUACGUGCCUUUUUAUAUUAUCUUGUUGUACAUAAAUCAUUUUUAUAUUAUCUUGUUGUACAUAAAUCAUUUUAUAUUAUCUUGUUGUACAUAAAUCAUUUUCGAUAAAUAUGGCCACUACAGUAGUUAAAUAUCAAUCUACUUUGACCUCCGGUUGUUCUCAGCUUUCUCUCUUCUCUGUAGAUACGAGCAGGCUGUUCACGUGCACGCUGCUUGCUGUAAAUAGUGAUACACUGUACAUAUAUCUCUAUGCUGUACGUAACAGUGAUUAUGACGCAGUGCUGCGCAACCCAGUGCUUACCGGUUAUUUUACCACUAUGCCUACCUGUGCACAGCUCUUGUUAGGUGAGUUUCUCUGCCCAGGACUGUACUCCUGCUUUGCUCAAUAAAUUAUUGUUUCCACUGUACAUGUGCUAAAUAUGUUGUAGUGCUUCGCUCUCCGGUACGCCCACACCAUGUACAUAACCCUCCUGCGUGCUCCCCAACGCAUUCACGCUGCACAACUUGUCACUACUUUCACUUUAGCUCAUACAUGUACAUGUACAGUCAACUUUGCGUAUAACCACACUCGGCGGCCGGGCAUCAGAAAAGUGUCCUUAUUCGCGAUGUGUCGUUAUACCCGAAGUCUCAUUAUAAUUAUAUUAUGCAUACAG
Molecule: messenger RNA, 1556 nt
Organism: Sycon ciliatum
Lineage: Eukaryota; Metazoa; Porifera; Calcarea; Leucosolenida; Sycettidae
Product: zinc finger matrin-type protein 5-like
Exons: 4
Coding region: 293-883 (196 amino acids)
Cellular component (GO): U12-type spliceosomal complex
Molecular function (GO): metal ion binding
Source: RefSeq, a predicted model, not a curated record